UCUCGGCAGACCUGUCGGCGGCCAAGCGCAAGUUUGCAGACUCCCUUAACGAGUUUAAAUUUCGCUGCAUUGGCGACGCUGAAACAGAUGACGAGAUCUGCAUCGCCAAAUCUCUGCAGGAGUUCGCCACGGUGCUGCGGAACCUGGAGGAUGAGCGGAUGCGCAUGAUUGAGAAUGCCAGCGAGGUGCUGAUCACGCCACUGGAGAAGUUUCGCAAGGAGCAGAUCGGGGCCGCUAAGGAUGCCAAAAAGAAAUACGACAAGGAGACUGAGAAGUAUUGUGGUGUCCUAGAAAAGCACUUAAACUUGUCUUCUAAGAAGAAAGAAUCCCAGCUUCAGGAGGCAGACAGCCAGGUGGACCUGGUUCGGCAGCAUUUCUAUGAAGUCUCCCUGGAGUAUGUCUUCAAGGUGCAAGAGGUCCAGGAGAGGAAGAUGUUUGAGUUUGUGGAACCUCUGCUGGCCUUUCUGCAGGGGCUUUUCACCUUCUACCACCACGGCUACGAGCUUGCAAAGGACUUCAGCGAUUUCAAGACAGAGCUGACAAUCAGCAUCCAGAAUACAAGAAAUCGUUUUGAAGGAACGAGGUCAGAGGUUGAAUCUUUGAUGAAGAAGAUGAAGGAGAACCCUCACGAGCACAAAAACAUCAGCCCUUACACGAUGGAGGGUUACCUCUAUGUGCAGGAGAAACGUCACUUUGGGACUUCCUGGGUGAAGCAUUACUGCACAUACCAGAGGGAAUCAAAGCGGAUCACGAUGGUGCCAUUUGACCAGAAAUCUGGAGGAAAAGGGGGAGAAGACGAAGCUGUUAUCCUCAAAUCUUGCACGCGGCGGAAAACCGACUCCAUCGAGAAGAGGUUUUGCUUCGAUGUGGAAGCUGUGGAUCGGCCUGGCGUGAUCACCAUGCAGGCGCUCUCAGAAGAGGACCGGAGGCUGUGGAUGGAGGCGAUGGAUGGCCGGGAACCGGUCUACAACUCCAACAAGGACAACCAAAGCGAAGGCACUGCCCAGCUGGAUAAUAUCGGCUUCAGCAUUAUCAAGAAAUGCAUACACGCUGUCGAAACGAGAGGGAUCAAUGAGCAAGGGCUCUACCGGAUCGUUGGAGUAAACUCUAGAGUUCAAAAGCUUUUGAGUAUAUUAAUGG
Molecule: messenger RNA, 1140 nt
Organism: Leptosomus discolor (cuckoo roller)
Lineage: Eukaryota; Metazoa; Chordata; Aves; Leptosomiformes; Leptosomidae
Source: RefSeq, a predicted model, not a curated record